Molecule: messenger RNA, 584 nt
Organism: Musa acuminata subsp. malaccensis (wild Malaysian banana)
Lineage: Eukaryota; Viridiplantae; Streptophyta; Magnoliopsida; Zingiberales; Musaceae
Source: RefSeq, a predicted model, not a curated record
AGGCUCGGGAAGGUACCCGAGCAUUCGUGCCUAAUCCCGUGAAGAGUCCAAUUCAAUUUAGGCUUCUUUUGGUGUUGCUUUGUGUGGUAGACGAGAGAGAAAUGUCUUGCAGCGGAGGGAACUGUGGGUGCGGAUCCAGCUGCAGCUGUGGCAGCGGCUGUGGAGGAUGCAGGAAGCUUACUGACCUGGGUGAGGAGAGGAGCAGCACCUCGCAGACCAUGAUCAUGGGGGUUGCACCUCAGAAGGGGCACUUUGAGGAGCUUGAGACGGCCGCUGGGUCCGAGAACGGGUGCAAGUGCGGCUCCAACUGCACCUGCGACCCCUGCAACUGCAAGUGACAAGCUUUAGCGGUUUGGAGGAAGGAAGGAGAGAGAGAGACGGAGCAUGAGUGCUGGUGUUGGUCUCUGUGGUGCUUCCUAGUUUGUGUCUAGAGAGUGAGUCCUACUACUGCUAUAAAAUAAGAUGAUAUGGUUGGCUGAUGUAUGAGAAAGAACACCUCUCUCUCUUCCUCGUUUUAGAUUGUAGUUGUGGAUGUAUGACUCUUGACUCUGUGUUCUAAGAUAAUUACUAUGUGAAUGCAAUCU